Molecule: messenger RNA, 456 nt
Organism: Lottia gigantea (owl limpet)
Lineage: Eukaryota; Metazoa; Mollusca; Gastropoda; Lottiidae
Exons: 1
Source: RefSeq, a predicted model, not a curated record
CUGUAUCGUAAUAAACCUACUCACCAUCCAACAAUUAGCAAAGCCGAAGAAACAGGAAUCAUGGAGAAAUAUCUUAAAGACAACAAUGGUGAUCCCGGUUCAAGCAUCAAUAACAAAAUAGAUGGACUAUUCUUUAUGGCAACACCAAAAACAACAUCGGGACAAAUACCAGAUGAGAGUUUUUUCGGCAACUAUAGAAUAAUGAUCCCACCUGACUAUCUUGUCCAGGGUUGUAAUCUUUACUUUGCUGAUUUCACUUGUUUAACUGGAAAAUCUCACUACAUCACUCUAGUUUUAACUAAAGUUAAUAGUAAAGAGGAUAGAUAUUGUCGCUAUAGAUUAGUUCAACUUGAUUUUGAUGAUAAUCCAUUUUUCUACAAGGAACGUGGUGUAUUUUAUGUUCCCCUUGCACACUAUUUACAUGUUGAAAUAUUAUACACUGAAAAUGUGGAUCUG